Molecule: messenger RNA, 1420 nt
Organism: Polyodon spathula (Mississippi paddlefish)
Lineage: Eukaryota; Metazoa; Chordata; Actinopteri; Acipenseriformes; Polyodontidae
Product: tropomyosin alpha-4 chain
Exons: 9
Coding region: 228-1082 (284 amino acids)
Biological process (GO): actin filament organization; muscle contraction
Cellular component (GO): actin filament
Molecular function (GO): actin filament binding
Source: RefSeq, a predicted model, not a curated record
AGCUAUCCGCUGCAGCCCCCGGACUCCAUACUCACUCUCUCGUAGGCUGUGUGUGCCCCCUCUCUCUCUCCUGAGUGGUGCUCUCUGCCUCUCUUUGGGUGAUUCUAUCUCUCUCUCUCUCUCUCUCUCUCUCUCUCUCUCUCUCUCUCUCUUCUCUCCGUCUUGGAAGUCUAGAAGUAUAAGUUAAUUUUAUUUUGUUGUUUGAAAACUCCUAACCUCCAGCCACCAUGGAAGCCAUCAAGAAGAAGAUGCAGAUGCUGAAGGUGGACAAGGAGAAUGCCAUCGACAGGGCAGAACAGGCAGAGUCCGACAAGAAGGCAGCGGAGGACAAGAGCAAACAGCUGGAGGAUGAGCUCGUCAGCCUGCAGAAGAAGCUCAAAAGCGCGGAAGACGAGCUGGACAAAUACUCAGAGUCGCUGAAGGACGCUCAGGAGAAACUGGAACUGUCCGAGAAGAAAGCCGCGGAUGCUGAGGGAGAUGUAGCUGGACUGAACCGUCGUAUCCAGCUGGUGGAGGAGGAGCUGGACCGAGCCCAGGAGCGCCUGGCCACUGCCCUGCAGAAACUGGAGGAGGCUGAGAAGUCAGCGGACGAGAGUGAGCGAGGGAUGAAGGUGAUUGAGAACAGAGCCAUGAAGGACGAGGAGAAGAUGGAGAUGCAGGAGAUGCAGCUGAAGGAAGCCAAGCACAUCGCUGAGGAGGCUGACCGCAAAUACGAGGAGGUUGCACGGAAACUGGUUAUUCUGGAGGGUGAGCUGGAGCGAGCCGAGGAGAGAGCAGAGAUCUCGGAACUGAAGUGCAGUGAAUUGGAAGAAGAAUUGAAAAACGUCACCAAUAACCUGAAGUCUCUGGAAGCCCAGUCUGAGAAGUACUCUGAAAAGGAGGACAAAUAUGAAGAGGAAAUCAAGGUUCUCAGCGACAAGCUGAAAGAGGCUGAAACCCGGGCUGAGUUUGCUGAAAGGACCGUCGCCAAAUUGGAAAAGACCAUCGAUGAUCUGGAAGAAAAACUGUCAAGUGCCAAAGAGGAGAACUUGGGAAUGCAUCAAGUUCUGGAUCAAACUCUGCAAGAACUCAACAGCUUAUAAACCCCGAAAUAAAAUGAAACGGCCGCAAAACCAACCAGAAACGGGAAGAAAAACAAGCAAGCGACAUUCCAUGGAUUUUCAGUUUCAUUCCACGUUUCAGGCUGAAAUCUCAAAUUUCCAGAAAAGAAAGAAUGCAUAAGCAAGUGAACUUAUGCUAUGCCUUUACCUGCAGUGUAAAAAACACAUCUCUCUCUCUCUCUCUCUCUCUCUCUCUCUCUCUCUCUCUCUGUCUCUCUCUCUCUCUCACUCAAAUCCCCCCCUCACUGAUGUUUACAGGUCCCCCCCAGUAGAUCUUGUGUUUCCAAUCUGUAGAUUACAGGGACCUGCAUUAACAAUGU